Molecule: messenger RNA, 2419 nt
Organism: Choloepus didactylus (southern two-toed sloth)
Lineage: Eukaryota; Metazoa; Chordata; Mammalia; Pilosa; Megalonychidae
Gene: METTL25
Product: methyltransferase like 25
Exons: 14
Coding region: 418-1986 (522 amino acids)
Source: RefSeq, a predicted model, not a curated record
ACACGGAAUCUGUGUGGGAGCAGUUGGUCGACUUGUCGCCGGUGAUGGUGCUCUCUGUGUUGAGGCGGUCGGCAACGAAGGCGAAUGCAGAGACGCGCCCCCCAGUGGAAAUUGUGGGGAGAUCAGAAAUAGAAGUAAAGCCAAGAUCACUGACCCUUCCUCUCUUUUACCGUUAAAAAUAGCAUGUAAUGGCAAUUACAGGCUGGAUCACUUGAAAACAAAGAAGGUUGCCAGGAGUGCUGUCUUUGUCAUAGUCAUUCAGGGACUCAAGCUGAGGGAGAUUCCAUCUUGAUACAAACUUCUACAAUUGGAAAAGAAAGAGUGUAGAAGCUUCUGAUAUGCUUAAAAUUUCUACUGAAAGUGGCUCAUUUUACUUUUGCAACAUGCGGCCAUACCUGUUGGCCUCAACGAGAGUAUAUGAUCUUCACACAGAGAGGGGCACCAGAUAUUGCUGAUUUUCUCAAAAUAUUUUGUGAGACUUCCAAAAAGCUGAUAAGUGUGGAAGACUUUGCUCUGGCUGCUGAAUAUUACUCUCUACAAAACAUGGGAAUAUGUACUUCUUUUGAACAGUUGCUUGUAGCCCUUCAAGGAAAUCAAAAAAAGAGAACUGGUGAAAAUGUGAAUCCAGAUGAAUUUAUGAACAUAAAAAAAUCUCAUGAAGUUCAGGCAAUGUCAGAGCUGAUCAGCAGUAUUACUGAUUUCUGUGGAAUAAAGCAGGUUAUUGACUUGGGAUCUGGGAAAGGCUACCUAAGCUCCUUUUUGUCCUUGAAGUAUGGCUUAAAAGUUUAUGGAAUUGAUUCCUCAAAUAUCAAUACACAUGGAGCUGAGGAGAGAAACAGGAAACUGAAGAAACAUUGGAGAGUCUGUCAUAGUCGGUCAAGAUUAGAUGUCAAUGGACUGGCAUUAAAAAUGGCAAAAGAAAGGGAAGUACAGGAUGAAAUUAAAUACAAAGUGGAUGUUGAGGGAGAGUUUAACAAUAGUCUCAUAAAUCAAGAGAAGAUAUCUACCUCAGAUUUUUUCGACCCCGUAAUUUCUAACAUCAGAAAACAGAUGGAAAACCUACAUGCUCAGCCACAGCAAGAAGAAAAAUUAGGUUUUGGAAAUGGCAUUUCUUUUAAAGUUCUUUUGCCUGUUAAUGCUUUACAGCCUACUUUUUCAUCCCAAAUACCAAUCAGAGAAAUUUCUGAAGAAAAUAAAAAGACAGGAAAAACAACAUCAAAGUCAAGUGAAUCAAAUAUAUAUUCACCCUUAACCUCUUUUAUCACUGCUGAUUCAGAACUACAUGAUAUUAUUCAAGAUCUAGAGGAUUGUUUGAUGGUAGGUCUCCAUACUUGUGGUGAUCUUGCUUCAAAUACUCUGCGAAUAUUUACUUCCAAGUCUGAAAUCAAGGGAGUUUGCAGUGUAGGUUGUUGCUACCAUCUCUUAUCUGAAGAGUUUGAAAAUCAACAUAAAGAAUAUGUUCAAGAAAAGCGGGGAUUUCCAAUGUGCCACUACUUAAAAGAAGAGAAAUGGUGCUGUGGUCGUAAUGCCAGAAUGUCAGCAUGUUUGGCAUUGGAACGGGUUGCAGUCGGCCAAGGGCUGCCAACUGAAUCACUGUUCUAUCGUGCUGUCCUUCAGGUUAUUAUUAAAGAGUAUUAUGGUGUCACCAAAUGUGAUCGGCAUGUUGGUAAAAUGUAUUCCAAGUCCUCUUCCUUUCUGGAUUAUGUCAGAAAGUCUCUAAAGAAGCUUGGAUUAGAUGAGUCCAAGGUGCCAGAAAAAAUUAUAAUGGACUACUAUGAGAAGUAUAAGCCUAGAAUGAAUGAGCUGGAAGCUUUUAAUAUGUUGAAAGUUGUUCUAGCUCCUUGUAUAGAAACAUUGAUUCUUCUGGAUCGACUUUGCUACCUGAAAGAGCAGGAAGACAUUGCUUGGUCUGCACUUGUGAAGUUGUUUGACCCUGUGAAAUCUCCCAGAUGCUAUGCUGUUAUUGCUCUGAAGAAGCAACAAUGAAUUCAAGUUGAAGCAAGAUGUUAGAUGUAUCCCAUCAAUAGGUGAAAUCUAUUGCUAAUAUUGCUUUUCUAAACAUUGAUGUCAUUAUGUAAAUAUUUGAAAGUCAUUCUAUAUAUUUUAAAUAAUAAAAUAAUGGCUAACAAUGUAAUGCCAAUCCAUUUUUCCAUUGUCAAAGAAUACAUUAAUAAAAUGAGAACCAAUAAAAAUACCAUAAAAGGGUUGGUCUGCUUUCCUGAAUUAGUACAUCAAUAGGGCAUUGUAAUGCGAGGCUUUUUCCUAUUCAAUAUUUGCUAUUUGCUACAUCACAUUUUGACUUUUAUAUGACUUAAAAACAAAAGAAGACCCUCAAUCUUAGGACUUGCCCUUGUGAAACUUAUUCCUGCAAAGGAGAAGCUAAGCCUACCUAUAAUUAUGCCUAAGAGUCACCCCCAGA